Molecule: messenger RNA, 777 nt
Organism: Penicillium nucicola
Lineage: Eukaryota; Fungi; Ascomycota; Eurotiomycetes; Eurotiales; Aspergillaceae
Exons: 2
Coding region: 1-777 (258 amino acids)
Biological process (GO): GPI anchor biosynthetic process
Cellular component (GO): mannosyltransferase complex; endoplasmic reticulum membrane
Molecular function (GO): mannosyltransferase activity
Source: RefSeq, a predicted model, not a curated record
AUGCUCCAAUUCCUCACCUUGGGCUUGCUAUUAUUCCUUUUUGCAGAAAUAGCUCAAGCAAAUGUGGAAAAAACCAUCUUUCUGGCUCCCCCAGAAACAACCAUUCCCUCAGAGCAGCCGGACCUCGACGACCUAGGUCUAGAGCGGCUAUCACCUCAAAACCCCAUAGUGCGCACCCGUCUCAAUGCAUCGUUCCCAACAACAGAUGCACCAAACGGCGUGGAAUCCUGGUUUUUCCUAGAGAACUUGAAUCCUGGCCAGCGAUAUGAGGUGCGGGUUUGUUGGCUAGCGACUCAACCAACAUCAUUCACCCUAUCAACAUACCCCCUCCCCCAAACAAUCUCCAACAAAGCCCUCAUUAGCUCCCUAAGCAUCUACACCAACGCCCGCCUAGCAGCCCUUGACAACGAUCUACAAUCCAACAGCAUCCAAAGACACGCCCUCCCCCUCCCGCACAGCAGCAAAAAAGGCGGAACUGACCCGCUCGACGCGUCGCCAACAACAGACUCAGUGCUGUUUUUGAGAAUCCAUGCUGCAGCGGACUACUUCAGUACGGAUGCGGCGUUGAUGCGGGAUGUGCCGGCUGUGGCGGUUGAUGUGAUUCUCGAUCCGUUCUUGAUGAAUGUUUUCCCGCGGUCGCUUGUGCCAACUGCGUUGUGGAUUUUGGCAGUUGCUUUGCUUGCUGUUGUUGUUUCUAGGUGGGUUGCUGGGGAGGUUGGGCGAGUUGUGGAGGAUGCGCGUGGGCAGAGUGUUCUUGAAGAUAUGAAGAAGAAAUAG